Molecule: messenger RNA, 1581 nt
Organism: Fusarium pseudograminearum CS3096
Lineage: Eukaryota; Fungi; Ascomycota; Sordariomycetes; Hypocreales; Nectriaceae
Exons: 2
Coding region: 1-1581 (526 amino acids)
Biological process (GO): transmembrane transport
Cellular component (GO): membrane
Molecular function (GO): transmembrane transporter activity
Source: RefSeq, a predicted model, not a curated record
AUGGCCACCCCCAACGAGAAAGUUGGCAGUGAUGCUGUGAAGGACCCUCAGGCUCCUGCUACCCACGCUGCCACUGGUCCUACAGACAUCAAAGCCGAUGAUGCUUCUGCCAUUGAGAAGGAGUUGGCCUCUGUGGAGGAAGGCUACAUGAAGGAGGAGGGCCGUCUUCCCAGCCCCGAGGAGCAGAUCGAAGCCCUUGGUAUUCCAAACUGGCGAGAGUUGGAGAAGAAGAUUGUUAGACGUCUUGACAUGACCCUCAUGCCUUGUGUCUGGUGUCUUUACUUCUUCAACUACCUCGACAGAGCGUCCAUCGGUCAUGCGCGUCUUAGUUCCUUCGAUGCUGAUUUGGGUCUUGUCGGAUCCAACUUCUCAUCUGCUGUCUCUAUUCUUUCUCUCGGUUAUGUCCUCGGUCAACUUCCCAGUAACAUGAUGAUUACCAAGAUUCGACCCAGUCUCUACCUCUGUCUCAUGGCUAUUGUCUGGUCUGGUGUCAGUGUUGCCACUGUCGGUGUCUCAUCUUACUCUGGUCUCAUGGGUGUGCGAUUCGCUCUCGGUCUUGUCGAAGCUCCUCUUCUGCCUGGUGCCAUUUACCUCCUUGGUUGCUGGUACACCAGAAAGGAGAUUGCUUUCCGCAUGGCCAUUCUUUACUCCGCUCAGACCAUCGCUUUCUGCUCCGCUGGUCUCAUUGCCGCUGCUACCUACGCCACUCUCGAACAGAAGCACGGACUUGCUGGCUGGCAAUGGCUAUUCAUCAUCCUCGCCACCGCCGGUGCUGGUUCAGCCAUGAUCUGUAUCUGGUUCAUUCCUGAUUAUCCCACUUCUACCACCGGUAGCGCCAUGUGGACUAUGACUGAGGACAUGCGAAAGGUUGCUGCCGCCCGUGUCAUUGCUGACCGACCUUCUACUACCGAGGGUAAGACCGGUGCCUGGGAAGGACUCAAGCUUUCUGUCCGCGAUCCCAAGCUUUACAUCCUUACGCUCAUGAACAUCACCAUCUCUGCUGCCUACGGAUUCUCCAACUUCUACCCUUCAAUUGUUCGUGGUCUCGCCGCUGAUUGGGGCUACGGUCCUGUCAUCGCUCUUGUCCUCACUGCUCCUCCUUACAUCUUUGCUGCCCUUGGCUCAUAUGUCAACGCUUGGCACUCCGACAAGGUCAAGGAGAGAGGUCUGCAUUACGCUAUCCCCGUCGCUGUUGCUUGCUCUGGUUUCAUCAUCUGUCUCGCCACCACCGAUGCCCGAGCCCGUUACGGUGCCUCUUUCAUCUACGUCGGUGGAAUGUAUAUCGCCAACCCCCUUAUCAUGGGAUACGUCAGUGGUGCUCUGGCCAAGACUCCCGAGAAGCGAGCUGUUUCCGUCGCUCUGUGCAACUUGUUGUCGCAGAUUGGUAACUUCACUGCUCCUUUCAUGUUCGUCGCCAAGGAGGAGCCUCGCUACAUCAGUGCUUUCAUUGGUAUGAUGGCCUUUGGUCUUUCAUCCAGUGCUUGCGCCAUUGUCCUCAAGAUCUGGCUUACAAGGUCCAACAAGCGACUUUUGCGCGAGGCCCAGCGCAAUGGUACUGUCUACCAGCCUUAUGCCACUUAA